AUGAGUGACGCCGCCACCCCUUCCGCCACUACUGCCAGUAGCCCCGCCAUCACGACCACCAGUAGUACAUCGUCGGUGCCUUUCUCCGAUGGACUUGGCCGCAUCGACCGCACCGCAGACAACUCUGGCUUUGCAUUCACCGCCAUCGACCUCGUCGACAAGUCCCUCGACUCCCUCGAACCCAUUCGGUCGUUUCCCCACGUCAUGUUUGUAAACGUGUCCAAGAACAGCCUCACGGACGUGUCGGACGCGCUCGCGGCGCUCGAGUUUCUCGUCAGUGUCAACCUCUCGGAGAACCAGCUCACGACCGUCCCCAAGUUCGCCCACGCGUUUCUAAAGGACGUCGACUUGUCCAAGAACCAGCUCACGAGUCUCCAGGACGCCGAAGGCAAGAGCAUCGUCGCACUCAAACUGAACGGCAACCAACUGACGUCCAUCGAUGGCCUCGCCAACUUGACGGCGCUCAAGUCGGUGGAACUGGCGCGCAACCACAUUGACGCCAUCUCGCUGGCAACUGACAUGCCCAAUGUUGACCAUGUCGUGCUCAGCGAAAACAAGCUCACGACCCUCGCCGGCCUUGAAGCCUUCCCCAACCUGGCGUCCCUCAGCAUCGACCUCAACCAACUCGCCACUUUCGACGUCCUGGGUCCCCUGUCGCAGUUCCAAUUCCUCACCGACAUUGACCUCACUGGCAACUCUGUCACAGAACUCGACUCGUACCGGUUGGAUCUGCUGCUUCUCCUGCCUCGGAUAAAAAAGCUCGACGGGAUCCCUGUCACAGACGACGAGCGCGUGAAGGCCAUCGCGCUCAAGCAGCAGCGCGACGCCGCCGCCAAAGAGGCCGCUGAUCUCUAA
Molecule: messenger RNA, 855 nt
Organism: Aphanomyces astaci
Lineage: Eukaryota; Oomycota; Saprolegniomycetes; Saprolegniales; Verrucalvaceae
Exons: 7
Coding region: 1-855 (284 amino acids)
Molecular function (GO): protein binding
Source: RefSeq, a predicted model, not a curated record